AUAGCUGGCGCCCAAGGGAUACUCAUGCCUCCCCGCGAAGAGAGCAGGAGCCGAUUUGAAAUUUGGAAUGUUCGUCGCAGGGAGAAUGUUUUCGAGGUCUCGAUGUAGGAUCAUCCGUCUUCCCUUGUAGUGCACGUCAACGAGGACAUAUUAGAAUGAUUGCACGGGGUCUUCAUUGGGAGGUCCGGUAUCGAGGAUGCGCGCCGAGAGCGCGUCAGCGAGAUGUGCGUGAAAUCGAUGUCUUCGGAUGUGGUGAUGAUUCUGGAGUAUUUGAGUGCCCAGUCAGAGCAGCGACAGCAGGCGGAAAGACCAUCACAUAGGUGAGGAUGUCGAGGGAGCAGGUUGUAGAGUGGAAAGGUACAAGUUGCACGCGCGUGUUUAUGCGAUCAUUUGCAGAAGCUGCUUCCGACAGAGAUUUGAGGGAGACUCCGGCGCCCGGAGCUCGG
Messenger RNA from Mycena citricolor, 446 nucleotides. NCBI's taxonomy places the organism in Eukaryota, Fungi, Basidiomycota, Agaricomycetes, Agaricales, Mycenaceae. The record is from the annotation of a GenBank genome assembly.